Molecule: messenger RNA, 1814 nt
Organism: Sus scrofa (pig)
Lineage: Eukaryota; Metazoa; Chordata; Mammalia; Artiodactyla; Suidae
Gene: BCKDHA
Product: branched chain keto acid dehydrogenase E1 subunit alpha
Biological process (GO): branched-chain amino acid catabolic process
Cellular component (GO): oxoglutarate dehydrogenase complex
Molecular function (GO): oxidoreductase activity, acting on the aldehyde or oxo group of donors, disulfide as acceptor
Source: RefSeq, a predicted model, not a curated record
AUGGUCAAGAUGGCGUUGGCGGUGGCUGUGGCGAGGGUUUGGGAGCGCAGUCAAGGCUUGGGCCAGGCUGGCCUCCUGCUUCUGCGGCGGCUUGGGGCUCGGGGUCUGGCUAGAUCUGGUCAGCCUUCCUUUAGGUUGAUGAGAGCUUUCACAGCAGAAAUCUAAUUGGGAGCCCCUCUUAAGGGGAAGAGAGGCAGUGGGCUGCAGAAGAGCUGUGGAUUGUUUUCACAUCACCCCCAGAGACAGCAGCAGCAGCAGCACUUCUCCUCCCUGGAUGACAAGCCCCAGUUCCCAGGGGCCUCAGCGGAGUUUAUAGACAAGCUAGAAUUCAUCCAGCCGAAUGUCAUCUCUGGGAUUCCCAUCUAUCGUGUCAUGGACCGGCAGGGCCAGAUCAUCAACCCCAGCGAGGAUCCCCACUUGCCCCAGGAGAAGGUGCUCAAGUUCUACAAGAGCAUGACACUGCUCAACACCAUGGACCGCAUCCUCUACGAGUCCCAGAGGCAGGGCCGGAUAUCCUUCUACAUGACCAACUAUGGCGAGGAGGGCACGCACGUGGGCAGUGCAGCAGCCCUGGACAACACCGACCUGGUGUUUGGCCAGUACCGGGAGGCAGGUGUGCUCAUGUACCGGGACUACCCCCUGGAGCUGUUCAUGGCCCAGUGCUACAGCAACGUGAGCGACCUGGGCAAGGGCCGCCAGAUGCCCGUCCACUACGGCUGCAGGGAGCGCCACUUCGUCACUAUCUCCUCUCCACUGGCCACGCAGAUCCCUCAGGCGGUGGGGGCGGCCUACGCAGCCAAGCGGGCCAAUGCCAACAGGGUUGUCAUCUGUUACUUCGGAGAGGGGGCGGCCAGUGAGGGGGACGCCCAUGCCGGCUUCAACUUCGCCGCCACCCUGGAGUGCCCCAUCAUCUUCUUUUGCCGGAACAAUGGCUAUGCCAUCUCCACGCCCACCUCCGAGCAGUACCGCGGGGAUGGCAUCGCGGCUCGAGGCCCCGGGUACGGCAUCCUGUCCAUCCGCGUGGACGGCAAUGACGUGUUCGCCGUGUACAACGCCACCAAGGAGGCCCGGCGGCGGGCUGUGGCAGAGAACCAGCCCUUCCUCAUUGAGGCCAUGACCUACAGGAUCGGGCACCACAGCACCAGUGAUGACAGCUCAGCGUACCGCUCGGUGGACGAGGUCAGUUACUGGGACAAGCAGGACCACCCCAUCUCCCGGCUGAGGCACUACCUGCAGAGUCGGGGCUGGUGGGACGACGAGCAGGAGAAGGCCUGGAGGAAGCAGUCCCGCAAGAAGGUGAUGGAGGCCUUUCAGCAGGCUGAGCGGAAGCUGAAGCCCAAUCCCAACCUGCUCUUCUCGGACGUGUAUCAGGAGAUGCCUGCGCAGCUCCGCAAGCAGCAGGAGUCUCUGGCCCGUCACCUCCAGACGUAUGGUGAACACUACCCCCUGGACCACUUUGAGAAGUGAGGCCACUGGCCCCACCCCUGCCCACCUCAGUGGCCCCAAGAGAGAGCUCCACCCCAAAGGGUGGAGCAGCUGGCAGGAUGCUGCCCUCUGCCCCAGGCAGCUCCCUCCGAAGUACUCAGGGGCCAGGGCAGUUCUGGGGGCUCCUGCUCACUAUCCCUGCUCCUCCAGACUGUUACAGUGGUGGGGCUUCUGUCGGCCCCUCUUUGCCUUUUGUUGCAAGGCCUUGGCGAGGGCUCCUGGACUGGAAGCCCUCUGGGCUGCGGGUGGACAUGGCAGUUCAGCCUGUGGAACUUGGGGUGAGAGGUGGUCAGUGCAUGAAUAAACUCUCUGCAUUUGGUCCCUUGCCA